GCAGCAGAUGUUCGCGCGCUGAAGCCAAUAUAUCCACCGUUCUCUUUACCGGAGCAAGUGUUCUGCAGCGGACAGCGAGAAGACGAAGAAGAGUGAGGACGUUUGCUCUCUCUCUUCACACGUCUGGAGUGUGUGUGUAUGUGGGUGAGUGAGCUGAAGAAAUUAGAGUCGCGUAUUUAUUUACCACACCUGUGAUGCGCUGCCGUCUCUGAGCAACGAAGACGCACUGAUGGCCAAGGUACAGGAAGAGGAUAUGUGUUGAAAGAGGACUUAUAAAUGCGCUGAUCCGUGUAAUAUCACGAAAACUAAACCUAGACAGACAGCAGAUACUCCUUGCAGCUCAUUCAUCAGAUAUUACUGACUUAAACGUGAACGAGAAGGUGAUAAAGAUGCCGUUACACCUGGGUCCCUUUGUCCGCUGGAGAUCCGGGCUUGUACUCACAUGGAUCUGCUUGUUUUCGUCCGGAUUUACCUUCACUGGUGGAGAGCACGCGGCCACUGUAACACAUCCGCUUCCUGCGGCCUUCUCCGACCUGCUGCCACACUUCCUGGUGGAGCCUGAUGAUGUUUAUAUCGUUAAGAACAAGCCAGUGACCCUCACCUGCCGCUCGACCCCUGCCACUCAGAUCUACUUCAAGUGCAACGGCGAAUGGGUUCACCAGGAUCAGCACUUGAUCGAGCGUGACGUGGACCCUGCCACAGGACUGCCGGUGAUGCAGGUGAAGAUUGACAUCUCCAGACAGCAGGUGGAGAAGAUCUUCGGUCUGGAGGAUUACUGGUGUCAGUGUGUGGCCUGGAGCACUACAGGAACCCAGAAGAGCCAAAAGGCAUAUGUGCGCAUCGCCUAUCUGAGGAAGAACUUUGAGGAGGAACCGCUGGGUAAGGAAGUGGCACUGGAUCAGGAAGUCCUUCUGCGCUGUCAUCCUCCUGAAGGUGUUCCUCCUGCAGAGGUGGAGUGGCAGAGAAACGAGGAGCUGAUCGACCCCAAGACUGACCCCAAUUUCUUCAUCACGGUGGACCAUAAUCUCAUCAUCAAACAAGCCCGCCUGGCAGACACAGGCAACUACACCUGCGUGGCCAAGAACAUUGUGGCUCGACGAAAGAGCUCCUCGGCUACUGUGAUUGUCUACGUGAACGGUGGCUGGUCCACGUGGGCCACAUGGUCGGCCUGCAGUGCUGUCUGCGGUCGGGGGUGGCAGAAGAGGAGCCGGAGUUGCACCAACCCCACUCCCCUGAACGGCGGGACGUCCUGCGAGGGCCAGAGUGUCCAGAAAAGUGCCUGCACUGCCACCUGUCCAGUGGACGGAGGUUGGAGCGAGUGGAGUAAAUGGUCGCCAUGUGGAGCCGACUGCACCAUGUGGAGGAGCAGGGAAUGUACCCAACCAACACCCAGCACGGGUGGGAAAGAAUGCCAGGGGCUGGAUCUCCAAUCUCUCAACUGCACCAGUGAGCAGUGCCCACAGACGGCAUCCGGUGCUGAGGAUGUGGCCUUGUACGUGGGAAUCGUGGCGGUGGCUCUUUGUCUGACUCUGCUGCUGAUUGUACUGGUGCUGGUCUACCGCAGGAAGAAGGAGGGUCUCGAUGCAGAUGUGGCCGACUCCUCCAUCCUCACCACUGGCUUCCAGCCCAUGGGCAUCAAGCCCAACAAGCCAGGUGUGUGGGCACCGCGCAGGGCCGCCCGCAGCAAAAACUCGCAUUUGCUCACCAUCCAGCCUGAUUUGACUACCACCACCACAAGCUACCAGGGAACACUGCGUUCUCGCCGCGAAGUCACCGGAAAGUUCUCCGUGAGCAACGGCCCCCUCCUGGAGCCUCUUCCUAACGGCUCGCACACGCUGCACAACGGCAAACUACCCAGCGACCCCAACGACUUCAUGAACCGCCUGUCCUCUCAGACGUAUUUCAAAACGCUACCGAGAGACAACGUAAACACCUCUUACGGAACUUUCAAUUUCUUGGGUGGUCGCCUAACCCUCCCCAAUACUGGAAUCAGUCUGCUCAUCCCGCCAGAGGCCAUUCCCAGAGGGAAGAUUUAUGAGAUUUAUCUCACCAUUCAGAAGAAGGAAGACAUGAGAUUGCCCCUGGCUGGAUGUCAGACGUUGCUGAGUCCCGUGGUGAGCUGCGGACCGCCUGGUGUGAUGCUCACCCGGCCGGUCAUCCUCAGUAUGGACCAUUGCUUUGAUGCAUGUCUGGAGAAUUGGGCCAUCCGUCUCAAGAAGCAGUCAUAUGAGGGAACGUGGGAGGAUGUACUUCAGCUUGGUGAGGAAGUGGUUUCGGAGCCGUACUACUGCCAGCUGGAGGCGGAGACGUGCCGGGUGUUCACUGAGCAGCUGGGCCGCUUUGCUCUGGUCGGGGAGUCCCUCAGCAUGGCUGCUGCUAAACGCUUAAAACUGCUGCUGUUUGCUCCCGCCUACUGCUCUACACUGGAGUACAACAUCCGCAUCUACUGCAUGGACGACACACAGGACCUGCUCAAGGAGGUGAUGCAGAUGGAAAGACAGCUGGGAGGUCGACUGAUUGACGAGCCUCACGUCCUGCUCUUCAAAGACAGCUACCAUAACCUGCGCCUCUCGAUACACGACAUGCCCCAGGCACACUGGAGGAGCAAACUACUCGCCGGCUAUCAGGAGAUCCCGUUCUAUCACAUCUGGAGCGGCUCUCAGCGGACCCUGCACUGCACCUUCACACUGGAGAGACAGAGCCUGAGCACCUGUGAUCUCACCUGCACGCUGUGUGUGUGGCAGGUCGAAGGAGAAGGACAAAGCAUCGCCCUGGACUUCAACAUCUCGAAGGACAUCAGACCACUGGACUCUGAUUUCCUGUUAAUGGACAACUGCACCCCUGCCCUGGCUGGUCCGAGCGCAUUCCAGAUCCCUUACCUCAUCCGACAGAAGAUCUGCAGCAGUCUGGACACCCCCUGUCCCAAUGGAGCAGACUGGAGACUACUGGCCCAGAGACUGAAGCUUGACAGGCACAUGAGUUUCUUUGCAUCCAAAGCGAGCCCCACAUCAGUGAUUCUGGACUUAUGGGAGACCCAGCACUUCCACAGCGGUAAUCUCAAUCAGCUCGCCGCUGUGAUGGCUGAGAUUGGGAAGCAGGAGGCCAUGAUAUUCCUGGUCUCAGACGGGGAGUGCUGACACAUUAAAACUCUGAGUGAUGGGGUGGGGGAAGGACGCGACCCUCUGCCCGCCCCACCAUAGAUGAGAAACAAAUCAAAGAACAGGGUUUACCCAACUAUAUGAGGCCACUUCCCCAGUGAAUAGGGAAUAAAAGAAAAAUAAAGAAAAAAAUAAAUAAAACAAGACCAGGCUCAGGAGGAACCUGGCAGGGCUUUUAGAUGUACUGUGACUGAGACAAAUGCCCCUUUCUCAGAACAAAAAUCCAUUUGUUUUGAAAAUAAUGGUGUAUAGAAAUUCCCAGAUUCUGUGAUUCUGGUCCUGCCCUCAAUCACUGACCAAUAUGUACUUUCUAACCACAUUUGUGUUAGGCACAUUGAUAUAUUAAUAUCAGACUGGAAACUAAAACGAAUCGGUUUGAACGAUAUCAAGCGGAAAACGUACCCUAUGUAGGUAAGGUGAAUAUUUAGCGAACUUAUUCAGAUUUGUGACAUGCAUUUUGUAAAUGUGUACCAUUUAGCAAUAUGCAAACCCACAUAUCGAUGACAAUUUCCUUUGGCCGACACGGUUCUUACCUCACAAAGCAUUUAAAAUUUUAGAGCAUUUGCUAAAUUUCAGGUCGAAAACAUGAAGGAAGUAAAGCGUUUUUGGUGAGAGCCAUCACUUGUUCCUCUGCCCCUGUGCACUUAACGUGUGUGUUCAUGAAGCCAUAAAGUCCAAAAUUCACCUCAAUGCAAUGAUACAUGUUUUGAUCCGGGUGGAUAAUCAGUAAAUAAGCACAGCUUAGCUGCUGAAGAGAUGGGUGAUCAGGGACCUCAAAAUGUUUGCCUAGCUGUUUUAAAGAACAUUGGAGAAUUUUGAGAAUAGGGUUCAGAAGUUCUGCAAAGCAUUUUUCCACGGCCGUCUUAUGUCAAUAGAACCCUUUUGAGACUAGAACUCUCAUCCGAGUCCAUAGAAUCCCUCGUUUAUGAAGGAGAAAAUAAAAAUAAAGAAGUUCCGCGUUGGAAAGGUUUUCUUCUUUUAUAAACAGAAAAUGCAAUACUACCAAAUGUUUCAUUGCUAUUCUCCUUCAUAUUUAAUGAGUCUACGUUUCUCUGAAAGCCAUUUUGGCUUCAGGGCAGUUUCUUAGUCAUAGGAGAAAGAAUAUUUUCAUCACCCCCCAAAAAGCAAGUGUUCCAUCCAAGAAAACUUCAUCGACACCCAGCAGCUGUCGUAUUUUUCUAAAUUCCUCCAUCACACAUGUGCUUUGUUUCUGCAUAACUGUCACACCCUGUUGAACGGCAACACGCCAUGAAUGUGCAUUACACAGUUUGAAGAUUGUCAGAUUAUUUUCGUGUGUGUUUGAAUGUGAGACUAUUUCAUUCCAAAUGAAGGAUGAUUUGUGAGAAACUCUGGAUCAUAAAUUGGCCGCUUUCAUCUCGACCAGUAAUGACGGCCAUGUCUGGAGACGAUUGGAGGAGUCCUGCACGUUCUCUCCGCAGCAAGUGGAAAUACACAGGCCUGUUUCACUCAGCUAACAGAGAACUCAAGUUAAAGGCCAAAUUGUGCACACGGUUUUCUUUUUUUUAAUGCUUUUUUACCAUGUUCCACUCUGUGAUUUCUGUUAAACAGUUAACCAGUCAGCUAUUUUCUUUUCUUUGUUUUUAAUCUACAAAAGUCAUCAUUGUCUUGUAGAUAAGUACUUUUCAUGUGACGCAUCUUUGCGCAACCAAAGUGUAUGAGCCAUCUGGAUCAUUUAUUUCAGAUUCUAACACGUUCCUAAAUUCAACAUGCAUCGAUUUUUCUUUCAAGAUCUCAUGACUUGUUCAUUUUGAGCAUUUCACUGGUAAAACAAUUUACAUAUUUAAUACAGCACUUUGUAAAGUAAUUGUAAAUGAUAUUUUAAUAACAAGCCAAAAAAGACAAGUCAACUGACGUAACAUUUGUCAAAGUAUAACCUGUGAAGUGUUUGCCUACUGUUCAUUGGUUAUAUAGCACUGAGUUGAUUCUUUCUGCAGUGUUUGCGGUUUAGACUGUUUUCGCCAUAAGUUUGUACACCGUCGUUUUGUUUCGUCCUGAGGCUGUUGGUUUAUGGGUAAUUGAUCCUCAACACUACGUCAUGAGAAAACAGACGCACCAGUAAAUAAUACUUCUGUCAGAGUAUUUAGACAAAGAUUUGGUGCAAAAAUUGUCAAAUUCCUAACACUCAGGUUUACAAACAGUUCAGAUGAAAUGGACACGUUGCGCAUUUCUGAAUAUCUCGGAGUGCGCAACGGAUUUCUCAUCAAUGUUGUUCUUUUUCACUGACAUAAAAAUCAUGAGCUCACAAAGUCAGCUUGUAACACUGAAUAAAGCAGAUGCCAUGAUAUUCACGAAAAUAACCACCGAUCUCUCUUUAUGACUGUACAUUUUGUCAGCCUCAUUCAUAGCUGUUCUGUGUAAAUGAACGUGUGAGAGUGCUCUUUCGUUCUUUUUUUAACUGAAAACCGUAGAAUUGUGUUUCCUGUGAAUGUUCAAUUCGAUUUCUUAAUUCAAUGUUCCUUGCCUUUCUGCAAGUCAAAAUGCUGUAUUUAUUACAUGCCACAGCGCUUAUGCAAUUGUACAAUUGUUUUCUAUUACUCUUUUUCUUUUCCUUUUUUUGGUAAAGUUACUUAUCAUUUUUCUCGUCAAUGUAAAUUGUCGUCGAUGAGUUUGUGGUAAUAGAAAGCCCUCUUCUGCAGAAGGCUUUCUGUACUUUUUGGACAAUGGUAUGGAUUUGUGGGUAGAAUUUUGGAAAUUCGUUUCUAAGUGCUUUCAAGUAUUUACUUGGCCUUAUGUAUAUAUCUCUCUAUGAAAUUUCAGAAAAGGUAUGUAUAGUAAUUGAACCUAAAAUGGAUGUAAAUAAAUUAUAUAUUGUUAAAAGAGAGUUGAGUGAUUUGUGCUCGCAACAUCUACAAUAUUUCAUGACACAUUUUACAUUUGGAUCCAAUUAGC
Molecule: messenger RNA, 6068 nt
Organism: Carassius gibelio (silver crucian carp)
Lineage: Eukaryota; Metazoa; Chordata; Actinopteri; Cypriniformes; Cyprinidae
Product: netrin receptor UNC5A-like
Exons: 16
Coding region: 390-3137 (915 amino acids)
Biological process (GO): netrin-activated signaling pathway; anterior/posterior axon guidance
Cellular component (GO): membrane
Molecular function (GO): netrin receptor activity; protein binding
Source: RefSeq, a predicted model, not a curated record